AUGGUAGCGGAGCAGGACACGAUCCUGCUGAUUGAGCCCAUCACGCAGUUUGCACUGCUCAGGCGGAAGGUCAUUCUUGGAGUGGCCGGCUUGGAGGACAAGAUCCAGCAUCUGGCUGGACCUAGGCUUCUGCAGCGUCUGCAUGGAGAAGCCUGGGCAACGGAGCACCUCACGGUGUCAACGUUGCGGAGCACAGAAGGUUGGCUUCAAGUGCUGAAGGCCCUGGACGAGCACUACAAGUAUCUGCCAGAGACGGAAUUACACGAGGCGAUAGAUGAGUUCAUGUUCCUCCUCAAGAAGCGCAACAACGAAGGCGCUACAGCGUUCGCCUCGAGGUUCAAGACCCAGCUCAGCAGAGUACAAUCGCUCAUAGCCCAGGAGCGGGAGACCUCUAGGAAUCUGGAGAGGAUGGAUCCCGAAGUGAAACUCCUGAUGCAGCUGCUGCCGCAGACACUGCAUCGGUUCCUUCGGCGAGCCCUGGAGAACGAGAAGGUUCUGUGCGAAGUGGGAGCCACCGUAGUCAUCGUGCUGAUGGAGCCGGUACUGCUGCCGGAUCAGCGCGGAGCUCAGGUCGUGGCGUUCGACGACCUUGAGAAGAAGAUGAGGCCAGUGUUCCCGCAAUCAGUGCUUGGGCACCUGUUCAUGCGGAAGUUUGGCCUCAGUCGAGAACAGCGCGCUCAGGUCAUCCGGGCUACGGGAGGUUCAUCCAGGCUUCAGGAUGUGGAGCGCAUCAUGCGCGCAUCAGACAUGGAAGAUCGCCGCCCGGAGCAACGUCCACAGCUGCCCCACAAGGGCAAGCGGGAGGUCUACGCAGACGAGUCUAGCGAACUCAUCGAGCCCGACUUCGAGGACUCCGACGAAGAGGUCAAUGCGGUCUACGCGGAUGAGGACGACCCCGAGGAGGACCCCGAGGAGCAAGAAGAGCUGGCCGAGAUCUACGCAGUCCAGCAGAAGGCGAAGAAAGAGUUCAAGAAGAGCUACAGGACCUACAAGGAGUCGAAGAAGAAGGUCCGCGAGAUCAAGCGAGCUAGGCAGCCCUAUCUGCCGGUGGUCGCACUUCAGGAGAGCGAUCCCAGCGGUCCGUCACAUGGGUCUGCCAAGCCAGUCUUCAAGUACGACAAGAAACCGGGAAAGGGCGCAGGAAAGAAAGGCGCUGACCGGAAGCCUGUCCGGAAGGAAGAGGCCCACCUCGCCGGCGAGUCCUUCAUCACCGAGUUCAACUACAUGGUGAACACCGACGAGAUGGAGGUGCUGCUCAACUCGAUCCCGAUCGGCCGUGCCAUCAUCGACACGGGAUGCACUUCCAGUGUGGUUGGAGAGGACACCGUCGAGGCCCUGACCAAGGAUCUUAUCAGUCAGUGA
This is a messenger RNA of Effrenium voratum, 1362 nucleotides long. Lineage: Eukaryota; Dinophyceae; Suessiales; Symbiodiniaceae. The record is from the annotation of a GenBank genome assembly.